AUGCCGCUAGACGUCAUCAUCAUCGGCGCCGGACUCGCCGGCCUCGUGGCGGCCAUUGCGCUGCGCCGCGCCGGACAUGGCGUCCUCGUCCUCGAGAAGUCAGCCUUCGCUACCGAAAUCGGCGCCGCCAUCAACCUCAGCCCCAACGCUCUUCUGAUCUUAGCCCACCUGGGCUUCGAUCUAGAGCGCGCCCGCGCCUGCCGCAUCCGCACCACGUACUUGCUGCGCGAGACGGACCUGGCCAAGCUCCAUGCCAUACCGUCGCCUAACCCGGGCAACCAUACGCUGCACCGGGUCGACCUGCACCGAGAGCUGCUGCGGCUGGCUACCGACGCUGGCGCCGAAAUCCGCCUAGCGACAACCGUGGUUCGCGUGGACGAGACCGGCGUUGUUGUGCUCAAGGGCGGGACGGAGCUACGCGCUGAUCUCGUUGUCGCCGCCGACGGGGUGCACUCGCUCGCGAGAGAAUAUGUUCUGAAUGGAAGGCCUACCAAAGCCGUUCAUUCGGGGUUGGCAGCUUUCCGCUUCCUCAUUGACACGGAGACGUGCCGCAAGGACGACUUUCUUCGGUCACUGCUAGACGUCACAGGGCCCGCUGCUGUGAACAUCAUCGCGGACAAGGAGACCGCGGCAACCGAGGAUCCAUCCAUGAUCAGGCAGAUCGUGUGGUAUGCAUGUCGCGAUGGGGAACUGCAAAACGUGGCCGGCGUUCACCCGUGUUCGUCGACCACCGUCGACGAUGGGGAAGAGCUCAAGGACGCCAUGAUGGCCGAGUUCAGCCAUUUUGACCCGAGGCUCGGACGAAUGGUCAAGCUCUCCAGCCACGUCAAGCGCUGGCCCCUCUAUGUGCACGACCCGCUCCCGACCUGGGUUCGUGGCCGCGUGGUCCUCAUAGGGGAUGCCGCGCAUCCGAUGUUACCCUUCCUGGGCCAGGGCGCGUGCCAGGCUAUCGAGGACGGCGCCGGCUUGGGUCUCGCUUUCCAGGACGAGAGCCAGAGCGUCGAAGUUUCACUUGCCCGCUUCGAGGCCCUCCGCAAGAACCGGGCUGCGCGGAUCCAGAUCCUGUCCAAGGUCAAGGAGAGCUGCGACACCCCGAGUGUGGUUGUGGAGGAGUUGAAACCGUAUCUGGACGCCCAGGCGCCAGAGGCACCAGCAUCCCUGGCCGAACGAUUGACGCACGCACGCAGUUACGACUUGUACGCUAGCUACAGCGAGAUUGUGGGGAAAAACUAA
Molecule: messenger RNA, 1233 nt
Organism: Thermothielavioides terrestris NRRL 8126
Lineage: Eukaryota; Fungi; Ascomycota; Sordariomycetes; Sordariales; Chaetomiaceae
Exons: 3
Coding region: 1-1233 (410 amino acids)
Molecular function (GO): monooxygenase activity; FAD binding
Source: RefSeq, a predicted model, not a curated record